This is a messenger RNA of Meira miltonrushii, 459 nucleotides long. RefSeq lists its product as uncharacterized. Gene Ontology annotation, biological process: transmembrane transport; carbohydrate transport. Gene Ontology annotation, molecular function: carbohydrate:proton symporter activity. Gene Ontology annotation, cellular component: membrane. The record is from RefSeq and is a predicted model, not a curated record. The coding region runs from base 1 to 459 and encodes 152 amino acids. Lineage: Eukaryota; Fungi; Basidiomycota; Exobasidiomycetes; Exobasidiales; Brachybasidiaceae. The transcript is spliced from 2 exons.
AUGCAUCGUCCAAACCUGAAAUUGGAUUACGCUUUGCAUCCUUACUUUCCAGUUGCUUCGCAUUUGGCAAACGCAAUCUCCACUUGUGCAAACUGGAUUUUCAACUUUGCUUUAGGAUACUUUGUUCCACCCGCAUUCGAGAACAUUCAAUGGAAGGUGUACCUCAUCUUUGGUGUCUUCAACGUUGCCAUGUUCAUCCACGUAUUCUUCUGCUUCGUUGAAACAAAAGGAAAGACAUUGGAAGAAGUCGAAGAAGUUUUCAACUCUGGAUUGCAUGCAUGGCAAACACGCAAACUUACAGAGACAAGUCGUGUUGAACAGAUGGCUACCGCUAUCGCACAAGGUGAAAAGGUCGAGAAUCUUGAUCGCGCCGUUAGCCCAUCCGAACAUGACGUCAAGAGUCCAGACUCUGAUCUUUCAGACAAGCAGCUGGGCGGCACUACUACCCAUACUGCUUAA